Onychostoma macrolepis is the source of this 3802-nucleotide messenger RNA. It is a transcript of the gene pag1, whose product is annotated as phosphoprotein membrane anchor with glycosphingolipid microdomains 1. The transcript has 6 exons. Gene Ontology annotation, biological process: negative regulation of T cell activation; intracellular signal transduction. Bases 2420 to 3628 code for a protein of 402 amino acids. Gene Ontology annotation, cellular component: membrane raft; plasma membrane. The record is from RefSeq and is a predicted model, not a curated record. Lineage: Eukaryota; Metazoa; Chordata; Actinopteri; Cypriniformes; Cyprinidae.
AUUUUGGGGGAUUCCACCCCCCCAAGUAUAUUAACAUAUUUGAGGUUUUUGUGGUAGGUCUUUUCCAGUUGAAUCCAGUUUAAAAGAGAGGAUGUUAAAAAUGUUUUCUUAUGAUAUCCAUAUUUUUUAUCUUACUCAGAUGCAUACAGUAUUUGACUCACAGGCUAUCAAGGGUAUAGAUUAUUAUUUGGAAGAGAGUAAAUAAUUUAGCAUAAGAUGCUGGUAAAUGACGAUUUGACCACAAUAGGAUUCCUAAAAUAGCAUACAGUUAAUGCUACGCUUUUAAUGAUUCUUUCUGAUAUUAAUAAAAGAAAAUUAUGAUUUUUUUUUAAAAAGCAAAAUAAAUAAAAAUUAUUAUUAAAUGAAACGCUUACUAAAAACAAUGAAAUGUUUUAUUUAUUUACGUGUGACCAUUAGCCAGCAUCAGUGAACCGUGAACAUGUACAUGUGUGUCACGGUGCACACAGCAGGGAUGAACGAGGAACACGGAGACGAGGAUAAACUUCAAAAUAAUAGUCUUUAAAAGGUGACAUCAGGACAGGGCAAGACAAGGCAAGGUUGACACAGACAGGAACACCGGGGAAUAACGAGUAGACCAGACGAAAACUAACUGAACAGGCAGGAACUAAAUACACAUGACAAUCACUGAUAAUUAGACGAAACACGGCUGGACAAGACUUAACUAAUAAUCACACUUAACAAGGACAGGACAGGACAGGAACACAAAAACUAACACACACGACAGAGGACGUGACAAUGUGUUGUUGUUGGUGUUAUUAUUAUGUGUGACCCUGGACAACAGAAACAGUCACGGGUAUAUUUAUAGUCAAAAGUAGCAUGUGUAUAUUUAUAGCAAUUGCCAGCAAUAAAUACAUUGUAUUGGUCAAAAUUAUAGAUUCUUCUUUUAUGCCAAAAAUCAUUAGGAUAGUAAAGAUCAUGUUCCAUGAAGAUAUUUUGUAAAUUUCCUACAAUAUAUAUUAAAACUAAAUUUUUUAUUAGUAAUAUGCAUUGCAAAGAACUUCAUUUGGACAACUUUAAAGGUGAUUUUCCCAACAUUUUGAUUUUUUUGCACCCUCAGAUUCUAGAUUUUCAAGUUGUUGUAUCUCGGCCAAAUAUUGUCCUAUCCAAACAAACCAUAGGCUACAUCAAUGGAAAGCUUAUUUAUUCAGUAUAAAUCUCAAUUCCAAAAAAAUGACUGGUUUUGUGGUCCAGGGUCACAUUUAAUUUAAAUUCCCAUAGGUAAAUAUUUAAAGUCAAAAGGGUUCUGCUGAUAAAAAAGUUUGUGAAUCCCUUUUAUAGAUAACAUUUUUACAAUAUUAUUUUUUAUAUUAUUAUAUAAUAUGUAAAAAUAUGUUUUUAUUAAUAUUUGUUGAUAUGAUUAUCGAUGUAUCUCUCAGUAUUCAAAUAAAACCUCCACUACUGAAACUAGUGCUAAGGAGACAUUCUGCACUGUUUAACAGGCAUUAUUUAUGAAUUAGAAUCAGUUAAUAUGUUAAUGCCUACGCCUCAGUAAUAUUUGCAUAUAGUUUCUCUAGUAGCACAAUUGCCUUUUUCAUCUCGUACAAACCUACAGUACUUCUUCUGGUAUGCAUUAACUAUGCACUUUAAGAGUAGGACGAUAGUAUUUGCAUUGAAAAUAAAGACUUUGGAUUUGUCCAGAACGAAUGCCAACUUCAUGUUCUUCGUGGAUUUGGGUGGCUUUCGUUCUGCUGUUUCUUAUCGGAAAGUUCGAGCGAGUGGAGAGGAAAGACUCACCCUUCAGAGAGGCAGCUGUGCUGUCCAUCUCCCCUCACACAAAAGAUCAGAAGCGCUGCCCGGGCCUCAGUCUCCACUGGGAUGCCAGCCAUUUGAUUGUUAUCUGUCUAUUCAGCUUGUGGAGGUGGGGCCCACCAUCACACAUCAUCCUGGACCAGAACUCUGUUUAAUCUGGCUCGCUGUCAAAUGAAACUAGCCUACAUGUUUGGGUUACUGAGUGAAACUUCCAAGAGCCAUUUGUUCUGAAGGAGCCUCAGGCUGAGCUCACUGCGGUACCGCAUGACAGGAUUGUGCAUCUGCACAUGUCUGCCACCUUGUGGAUGAGGAUUCGCAAAACUCAUGUGGACAAAGAGCUCUACCAUAGUUAGGGAUGAUUGCAAGUUUGUUCCAUGACGUCAUUUGGAUCUGAGAUUAUCAGUUCAAUUAUUUAACAGAAUUUCUAAAAUAUAUUAACAAUCUGACUCAGGAUCUGGAACAAAUUUUUUUUCUGAUUUGGUUUGCUGACUCUGUGAAGUACAAAGGUCUUUUGGAUGACCAUCAAACAUCAAUCUGUUAUUCUUCUCUCCUCCCCCAUUCUUUCUCUAUGGCUCUAUCCAUUUUUGUGUCCAGCCUCUGCAGUGAGGUGCAUUUGGUCGAUGAAGGCGACUCAUCAUUGUGAUGUAUAAUGGCUCCUGCGCUGAGUGCAAUGUUGGGGUCAGGGGCCAUGGGGUCAGAGGUCGCAGGGGUGGCGGCGCUGGCUAAAGGGGAGUUGGCACUUGUAGGCACGCUCACGGCGCUCACGGCUUUCCUUCUGCUCUCUGUCCUGCUGCUGCUGUGUGCAAGCUGCCAGGGGCAGAAAAAAGGGGGGCCGCCAGGAGACCAUGAAAACCUGAUGAAUGGGGUGUCAGAAAAGGAAGUAUGUAGCCAAUCAGUAGAGAGCCAUGGGACUGACUUGGCGGUCAGCAGCUCUCAUAAUGGGCCUCUUACCAGUGGUACAGUACUAACGGACACAAUGGACACAAGUCCCCAGCCUUCAGAAGAUAUGCUGUCCAGCCAAUCAGAGAUCAGAUCGUCUAAGUAUCACCAGGAUCGUGAAUUACCCAGCAUUCCACCCACCGAUACCCUCAAAACAGCUAUCGAUGCUCAAGCUCCCUCAGGAGAAGGCACGUACGAGGUGGUGAAGGACAGCGCCUCCCGUGAUGUCAGUGUCGAGGAUUGUCUUUACGAGACGGUGAAAGAACUCAAGGACAUUGGUCUCCCCAACGGUACACUAAGCCCAGAGGAACCACCCGCGCCUCUUCUUAACGGCCACCCAAGCCCCGCUACACCAGACCACACCAUGCUGCCCAAUGGUGUGGAGUACGCCUCCGUCAACCUCAGCAAGAAGAGCCGCUACAGCACUGACAUGGAGGCCAGGCGCUCGGCUGCCAUUGUGAAUUUCGAAGAGCCUGAGGAUGAAAAACCACCUCCUGUACCAGACAAAGUACUGGAUGAGAAUGAGAAUCAGCAGAUUCCGAAUGGACAGUUACACUCCCUGCUGACAACUCCAGAGCUUCAAGACAACGUGUCUCCGGACAGUGAGUUAUCAGACAUGUACUCCAAAGUAGUGAAGAAUUCUAAGGAAACUGAUAAUGACUACAGCAGCAUUGGAGACAUCAAGGGAAUGGUGCCGGAGUCGACUUCCAGUGAUCUUUACGCCACGGUUGGGGAUGAAUACCCAAUAGCUCUUGGCUCCCAGCCUCCGGAGGGGCUUACAGAGAAUGCAGACCCUGGGUACGAGACCAUCAAGAUCUCCAAAGCAUCUGAAGAGGCUCAUCAGGGCAAUGGGAUAGUGGAACCUGACUAUGAGAGUGUGGGGGAACUGGGUCUCAACGGGGAAAUCUCUCGUCUCUGACCACCCAUGUAAGGGACUGUGGACACUGAGAAAUCACUUCUCUGAGGUUUAGAAGUGGAAGUUGGGGUGGUAUUGCUAAUAUAAUGCACUUAAAGGGUUAGUUCACCCCAAAAUGAAAAUUAUGUCAUUAAUUACUCACCCUCAUGUCGUUCCAAACCCAUAAGACCUUCGUUC